Molecule: messenger RNA, 1281 nt
Organism: Leguminivora glycinivorella
Lineage: Eukaryota; Metazoa; Arthropoda; Insecta; Lepidoptera; Tortricidae
Product: aldo-keto reductase AKR2E4-like
Exons: 8
Coding region: 53-1267 (404 amino acids)
Molecular function (GO): oxidoreductase activity
Source: RefSeq, a predicted model, not a curated record
CUAAGGUUCUCGUGAAUGAAUUAAGUUAGUAUUUGUAAGAUUUUCGCGUGGGAUGGACGUGCUGUGUAUUGUAGUGUUUAUAUUCUCUUUUACUGUUUUUACACACGGGGUCCCUGGGAAAGCGCCGCUGGUGCCCCUGAACGAUGGUCACUCGAUGCCAACCAUCGCGCUGGGGACCUUUCUGCUGAACAGCUCCAAGGGUGGAAAAGAGCCAGAGGGGGACGAAACAGAAAAGGCCGUGCUGUGGGCCUUCGGAGCAGGCUACAGACACAUAGACACGUCCUGGGUCGACCAGGUCGAAUACCAAGUGGGGGACGCUGUGAACAGAGUGGUACACGCUUACAACUUGCUUCAUGAGGUUACUACCACUCAAAAGGUCUGUGACGUCGCGUGCUACAUAAAUAAGUACAAAAAGAGACUCGAAAAGGCUAGCAACAGCAAGGUCCCUCCCGUCUCACGGGAGGAGAUAUUUAUCACAACUAAGCUCUGGAACGACGCGCACGCGCCGAAGGCGGUGGUUCCCGCUCUGCGCAGGUCGCUCGAAGAACUCAGGUUGAGCUACGUCGAUCUCUACCUCAUGCACUGGCCACUUGGGCAGUUUGCAAACGGCACAUACGAUAAAACCCACUACAUAGCUACGUGGCGAGCAAUGAUGGCGGCGCAGAAACUCAACCUGACCAGGUCCAUCGGCGUCUGCAACUUCCACAAGGGCAUGCUGGAGAACAUCAGGAAACGCAACCUGACCAUGCCGGCUGUGUUGCAGAUAGAGUGGAACAUCAACCUCCAACAAGCUAGCCUCCUCGCCUACUGCCGCGAGCACAACAUCUCCGUGAUGGGCUACACGCCCUUCGGCGCGCUCAUGGACAAGAAGCGCGCAGACGCGCCGACGCGCAUCGGCGACGCGCAGCUCGCCAAGAUGGCCGCCAAGUACGGCAAGAACGUGCCGCAGAUACUGCUCCGAUACGCCGUCGAAAUGGGAGUAACCCCCAUCCCAAAGUCCAUCACCACCACUCGAAUAUCCCAGAACAUCGACAUCUUCGACUUUAACCUCAACGAGACAGACAAGAUCACCCUCCAGGGCUUCGACCGGCGCUUCCGCACCGCCCCGCAGGCGCAGUGGCGCGACCACACCUUCUACCCCUUCGAUAGAAGCAAUCUUACCACCACCAGUACCACUAGUCGCAGUACACGUACUCAACGCUAUGUGCUAUAUAAAAUGAAUUUGGACGACUUGAAUUCUAGAAUUAAGUUUAGGGAUAUAGUUUGAAAAUAUUGAUUAAA